Scaptodrosophila lebanonensis is the source of this 2441-nucleotide messenger RNA. RefSeq lists its product as uncharacterized. The transcript has 4 exons. Bases 356 to 931 code for a protein of 191 amino acids. The record is from RefSeq and is a predicted model, not a curated record. Lineage: Eukaryota; Metazoa; Arthropoda; Insecta; Diptera; Drosophilidae.
AGCAUCAACGACCAACGUGCCAAUCGCCCGGACAAAUCUUUCAUUGACAUCCACCAUUUCAGACUGGCGUUAUCGGCGAUUACCGGGAACGGCAUCAUUUCGAUGUAUGGCCUGAAUUUUUGUAUCACCAAUACCGCCGCCAAGCACUCACUCUCGGCUACCGAGUAGUUUACCUGAUUCUUGUUCAUCUUUGCCGAGAAGAACGCAAUGGUCCUCUCGUUUCCCUGCAAAUCCACUUGGAAUAUUACUGCUCUGACGCCAAUAUGGAAUGGGCCACACUGUACAAAAAAUGGGUGUGAAUAAUCCGCUUGUACCAACACUUGCGCAGAUGUGAGCGCAUUUUUCAUAGCCUCGAAUGGCAAAAUCUCUUACAAAUCGUCGGUACCACCCGCCGGUUCCUAAGAAAUCUCCAACCUCCUUUAUGGACCUUGGUACCUGUAUGCGCUAUAUCGCCCUCACCCGUUCCGGAUCUGUUCGAAGUACGCCGGCGCCCACGAUGAACAAAACUUCGAUUUUUGUAACCCUAUCGUCAGAUUCGCCUUCUUCAGGCAUUCAGCGACUCUAUGCAAGUACUCCACGUGGGUGUCAAAAUCGGCCGCAAAUACUACUAAAUCGUCUAAAUAUACCUUUACUUUGGACCUCAGCUCGUAAGGUAGCAGCUUUUGGUGUUAAUUUAAUUCCCACAUAUCUGGUUCCGGCUUCAUUUCAUCCUGGUCCACAUAAUAAGCCACUCUAUCGGCUAACACUUCAACGCGGACUAGUCUUUCCACGGCAAGCUUUUCUGGAGGAAUUACGAAUGGAGCCAAAUCGAACAGCCGCCAAAAAUCUAUGCCAAAAUACGCGUUCUGUUCAAGUGAUGGGCAUACGUAAAAUUCCACUUCUUUGGCCUCCUCUCGAUACUCCACUGCAGUUCGAGACUGCCUUUGCCUAACACGCUUACCGAGGCCCCGGUAUCUAGCAGACCGCGUAGCACCAGGUCUCGUACCAGUACUUCAGCUAAAACCCUCGGGUCUGCUGCUCCUUCGCGCCGCACUGCCUAGGCUACCCAUUUCUUCGUCUGCCUUCUUACUCGGAAUCGUGCUCGGGCCUUUUUAACUUUGGCUGUUACCAUUCUCAUGCCGCCUAGCUGAUGUUGGGAAAAAAUUCUAUUCCGCGCCUCCAAAUAUGCCCGCAUCUUUUCUUCGUACAGACCGCUCCGCUGUCAUCCUGGUGGGCACUUGUGUCGAGCGCGAUUCGCCCACUUGCUCCACACUCCGACGGCCGUUUCCCGCACAAUCGGGGCAUGAGGGACUAUAGGUUUCUGGUCUACCGCAUCCAUAACAAAAGACGCGCCUUUCCGGUGACAUGCAGUCGCGGAAACUGUGGCCAGCUUGUCUGCAGUUCCAGCAAACCAACGCCUACUGCGGACGCCUUGCCAAGCGCGCCUCCUCGAUUAUGCCAUCGACCAACUCCUCCACUGCCGGUGAACGGUUUCCGCCACUAAAACGUGUGCCUUUAAAACGGGACAGCAUGCUUCGCUUUAGUUCUGGCCAGCUGUCUGCCCGGUGGUUCCUGACGUACUGCCAGUACCACUCGCGAGCGUGCCCAGUCACUAGCAGAUGGAAACUGUUCAAUACUUCGGACCAUGCGCAGCGACACUGCCUCUGAAGGAACUCCACCUGGAAAACGAAGUCUUCUACAGCCAUUUUUUCCUUAUCGCCGCUGAAAACGAUGUCCCACUUUUCAACGCGGCACCAUCCCGAUCAGCCAUUCGCCGCUACAUAAGGAGGAGGUGGGUCCAGCUGACUCCAAUCGUUACGCCUGUUGCCUCUUCGACGGGCCGACUGUGCCGCGGGAUUUCGCCAAUUUCGAGCUGUGUUGCUGCUAUUGCCAGCUCCACUGGAGGAAUUAGCUGCCGGCCUUGCUACCGGACGCGAAGCUCCUCUUGCUGGUGUUAGAGGUUCAGCCUGGUAUUGAUGCGGCCGUUUUGGAACCGCACCACGAUUCUGGCUGACUGGCGGUUGCCAUGCUCCAUUAGCAGCUGAAUCGCCGCUAUUCGCUCGCGGUUGCAAUACUUCUUUCAGCGCGCCCAUCAAGUCUUCAAACCCCAUUCGGAUUUCUUCCUGCAAAACCUUGUUGAUGCCCUCUUUUUGCGAUUGGAGGUAUGUUUCGUUCGCCUGGGCCACUGCUGCCUCUACUGCCGACGCGACUACUGGCUCGGCGUCCCAGUGCACUGCUGGUGCUAUGGACGGCCUCAGAGGAGUGUGCAUGAGGCCAACGCUGGAAAUACCAACGGUUCCUUCCAAGUGUUCUUCCAGCACUGGAUAAUCAUUUCUGGCCGUUCUCGAUCUGCUGUUAUACGCACGCGCAGAAUCCUUUUCCAUUUCAAUCAAAAAAAAUACGCUCUGUUUUUUCUAAUAUUUAUUUAUAUUUUGGAUUAUGAAUUUGUUCAGCAUCCAAGC